Dicentrarchus labrax (European seabass) is the source of this 5016-nucleotide messenger RNA. It is a transcript of the gene ssh2a, whose product is annotated as slingshot protein phosphatase 2a. The record is from RefSeq and is a predicted model, not a curated record. Gene Ontology annotation, molecular function: protein tyrosine/serine/threonine phosphatase activity; actin binding. Bases 432 to 4418 code for a protein of 1328 amino acids. The transcript has 14 exons. Lineage: Eukaryota; Metazoa; Chordata; Actinopteri; Moronidae. Gene Ontology annotation, biological process: negative regulation of actin filament polymerization; actin cytoskeleton organization; protein dephosphorylation. Gene Ontology annotation, cellular component: cytoplasm.
AUGACUUCCCCCGGUGAGAGUUUGACCGAAGUCAUAUGUACUGUACAUGCGAAAGGCUGCUGUCUUUUGUAACGGCGAGAACUAGUGUUCAGAAAGCGGUACGGCAAAUGAUUCAAUAUGGGGCUCUCUUUCGCUUUAGUGGGAGAUCUUGGACGGCGUCAAGCGGCAAGAACACCGUGUUCUAGACUUAGUUGCCCUGCUUAAUUUAUUGCAACACAAUCACUGCUUGGAAACAUCUCAUUUUUUGCGGUGCUUACUUCGCGGAAUAUUUCGUCAUUUUCUUCUGUAUUGCCAUCAGUACCACCCAAGGAAGACAGCUGUUUGCUUCCUCUUGAGAUGACAGAGCACACGAGUGUGGGAGAGGAGUAAAAGUUUUCUCUCGGACCGAGAACCACCUGACACCCUCCUCCUUCUGCGCUCCCACCGCCGGCAUGACCCUCGGCACGGUGUCCGGAUCCGACAGCUCGUCGGCGGUCAGCUUCUGCUCCUGCUGCGGGGCCAAGAUGGUACCCUGUUUCAGCGACGACGCGGUGGUGUCAACAAAUCAGAUCAACCAGCUUAUCAGUGAGAGCUUCCUCACUGUGAAAGGUGCAGCCCUGUUCCUUCCCAGGGGAAAUAGCCCCACGCCUAACUCUGCACCUCGUAUCAGCCAGCGCAGGAACAAGCACACAGGUGACCUUCAGAAACACCUCCAGACCAUGUUCACUGUGCUGCGGCCAGAGGACACCAUCCGACUGGCUGUGCGUCUAGAGAGCGCCUACCCUCAGGUAACCCGCUACAUGGUGGUGGUCUCCACCAAUGGUAGACAGGACACGGAGGAGAGCAUCGUGCUCGGAAUGGACUUUGUCUCCUCUGAUAGCUGCUGUACUGUGGGUCUGGUUCUACCUCUGUGGAGUGACACUUUGAUCCACUUGGAUGGAGACGGUGGUUUCAGUGUGUCAACGGUGAGCAGGGUUCAUGUUUUCAAGCCAGUUUCUGUGCAGGCCAUGUGGUCAGCCCUCCAGUCGCUCCACAAAGCGUGCGAGGUGGCGCGCUGCCAUAACUACUACCCAGGCAGCCUGUUUCUGACCUGGGUCAGCUACUACCAGAGCAGGGUCUCAUCCAACCAGUUCUGUAUCAACGAGUGGAACGCCAUGCAGGACGUGGAGUCGCACCGUGCCAAUUCACCCGUCCUCUUCACAGACCUGCCCACAGAGAGGGAGCGCACAGAAAGGCUGAUCAAGAUGCGCCUGAGAGAGAUCAUGAUGCAGAAAGACCUGGAGAACGUCACCUGUAAAGAGAUCCGAACAGAGCUGGAGAUGCAAAUGGUGUGCAACCUGAGGGAGUUUAAGGAGUUCAUAGAUAAUGAGAUGAUUGUCAUCCUGGGACAGAUGGACAGCCCCACAGAAAUCUUUGAACACGUCUAUCUGGGCUCUGAGUGGAAUGCUUCUAACCUGGAAGAGCUACAGAACAGCGGAGUGCGCUACAUCCUGAAUGUGACUCGAGAGAUAGACAACUUCUUCCCAGGGAUGUUUGAAUACCACAACAUCAGAGUGUACGAUGAAGAGGCCACCAACCUGCUGGAGUAUUGGAACGAAACCUACAAGUUCAUCACCAAAGCCAAGAAAGCCGGUGCUAAGUGUCUGGUUCACUGUAAGAUGGGUGUGAGUCGGUCCGCCUCCACAGUGAUUGCCUACGCUAUGAAAGAGUACGGCUGGGACCUGGACACGGCCUUCGACCAUGUUAAAGAGAGACGGGCUGUCACCAAACCAAACCCUUCCUUCAUGAAACAGCUGGAGGAGUAUCAGGGAAUUCUGCUGGCCAGCAAACAAAGGCAUAAUAAGCUAUGGCGCUCACACUCUGAUAGUGACCUAUCAGAUCGCCCAGAGUCGAUGUGUAAACCUUCCUCUCUGGUCCGCUCCGACUCUCACAACAACAACACUUCCUCCCCUUCCUUACAUCACUUCUUGGGUGUGGCUGUGCUGCAAGCACUCGGUGCUGAAACUGAAGCCAAAUCACCAAACACCACACACACCUCUGACUCACACUCAGACUCCAACGGUGUGUGUGACUCACCAGGUCAGGAGGAGGUCAGGUCAGAUUGCGGAGACCGCCUCCUGCUCCCCCUCCCCAGACCCCGAGCAGCCACUGUAGUCCCAGAGGAAAGACUGGACAAUUCAGCGAGCGUGGCCGUCACUGUGCCUGUUGCUCUCCCCCACCCUCCACCAUCACUCCACAUCUUACCUCCUACUCCCGAACUCCACCGUGCUCACCGGGGUCCUCCCACACAUCUGUCCAUUUCAGUGCCCAAAGACAAACCAGUGGAACUGUCCCUCUGUUUGCCUGAACGAAGCAGCUCAGAAGAAGUCUCCCCACUCACUCUGGGGUCCACUGACUCGGACGAAAUAGACCAAUCAUUAUCAGAUUUAACGAGUGAGAAAGACAGCCCCCUCAGCCCUACAAAUAUCCCUCCCCUCCCCCUGGUUCUUCCCCUUGCUUCCAGCGAUGAUAACAACAACCCCAGCGAGUCACAGAUCUGCAGCGUGUUGGACAGCCGUGGCGAUGCCGAUGGGUCGUCCAGCCACAGCGCAGACAGUAUUGACUUCUUCAGCGCCAGGGAAAAGUUUCUGGGCCUGUCCCAAGACGGCAGAUCCCGGACACUGUCUGAGCAGGCGCAACAAAGGACAUCUUUGUCACUCGAGGAAAACGGAGAACCUGAGGCUAAGGAAGAAGAGGACCAGGGAAAUGGCAUGAGUCAGGCGUCUCCACAGUCUGAAGACAGCGUUGACAAAGCCAGCCCUGAUCGAACUCAUCACCCUCACCUUGACAACGGAGUAUCAGUACGCCAUAUUGUCACGGAGAUUGAAGCCAUAUGCCACCCUGCCUCCUGCUUUCCUACUCCCUCCUCCUCCUCCUCCUCUUCGUCACUCCCUCCAUCCUCCCACAGCCCUCAGCUCAUCCGACCAGAACAUCAGAUGGAGGCCGAGACCAGUGAAGUCACGCACGGCUCUUUAACCCCACCUUCGCACCCGCAGUCUCCCUCCAUGCUGUCGUGCGACUGGCCGGCGGGCUCAGUGCGGCGAGCCACCAAGCAGCUGGAGCAGAAACUGAGGCAGGAAAUGGAGAUGGCUGCCUCUCAGCGAUCUCCCCUGCAUUCUCCCAGUGCUGAACACCCUCCCGUCAGACUGUCCCUGUGUCCCCUGAACACUGAACAGCUUCCCCUUCACUUCCCUCAGAACUCCACAGAACAAAGGAUCACUCAGGGAGAGAUCACGGCUGUAUCUGCUAAGUCCAAAGACAGAGAGAAGCAUACUGGGUCACAAACGGAGCUUCAAAGACUCGACUCCUCCUCAGGCACAGACAACCUACUGAACCCUUCAUGCUCCCCUGACUCAAAUAUCAGCCAAGUCUCUGGUGCUAUACCUACCAUUGAUAGCCAUAUGCUCACAUCAUCACUGGCUUCUACUAGUCAGUUGGAAGAAUUAUCUCUAGAUACCUCAGCCCAGUCCCAAAGACAGAACCAGCAACACCAGACCCUGCCCCAGGCCUGUUCAAACCAAAUGACUCUGGAUGGAGUGACAGUGCAGGAGUCUGACACAGAUAACACAGAUAAGAGCCUGGAGUCCAGCUCCCAGGACGACGUGGGGGGCUGUGGCGCCCACUGUGAUGCCCAGAGCAGGCUGGCUCGUGGCAGCCAGGAGCUGGAGAGGAUUCAGCAGACGCUGCAAGAGCUGCAGGCCUUCCUCCAUGAGGGCGUCAGCCUGGAGAAGACUGACAGCCCAGACCAGGAAGUGGUCCAGCCUCAGGGGCUGAGAGACGUUAUGGACACAGAGCCGGGACCUUGUAAAGGGACGAGCUCUGAGCAAACCACUCUUGGCCUGGAAGUAGGCCAGCGGCUCCGAGAGAAGCAAGAGAGGAAAAGUUUCCUGGAGCUGGCAGGGUGGCACAGAGCCAUGGAGCUCGAGGCCCGCAUGCGGCAGGCAGGCCUCACCCCCCCGUCUCUCAUGAAGCGGUCAGCCUCCUUGGCUAAACUGGACUGUCUGGAGCUGUCAGCCAAUGACCUCAGCGACUUGGACCUGAGGCCGCACACCAGGACGCCCUCAUCACACUCCCAGGACUCUUUUUCCAAGUGCCUGUCUCACCCUGACGACACCUGGAAGAAGCAGAAAGUGUUGGCCCGAAAUACUUGUGUCGAAAAGACAGGUUUGUCCCACGGGGGCGGGGGUCUGGACGAGUCGUCCUCAUCACCCUCCCUCUGCUUCCCCCCCAGCCCUCAUCCAAGAGAUGACACGGGUGAGAGGGAGGAGCCAGAGGGCAGCGGGAGCAGCGUGGUCGCUGCAACGCGUCAGCAGGGGAGGGGACACUCGUCGAGACGUUCUCGCAAAGCGUCUGCUGAGAAAAAGCAGCGAGCUGUCACUGUGCUAUACAAUACCAUGUAACCUCAGUGCAAUGGACUGGAACGGACACGACUGGAGCUGCGCAAAUGUGUGAGAGAGGCUGCAUGAUGCGGAUGAAUGUGUAGCAAGUAAACUGUAGACUUUGUGUAACCUCCGACGUCGGUAUAGUGUGUAAGAAUUGAAUGAUGAACAUAUGUUUGCAUGUAAACCACUGGAUGUGUUGUUUCAAUUGGAGUUCAGGUUUGUAUGUACAGUAAUGUAAUAUGAAUGUCCAAACUAUGACUGAACCGGUGCAUACUGUAUGCACUCCGUUGCGUCUGUCUCACUUUUUUUAAGAAGCGUUUGUUUUCAGUGUUUGACCCUCGAUGCCUGUUCAGAGUUUCUAAGACUACAAGAGGGGCUUUUUCUCCAAACAUGCACUUUACUAUUUAGAUGAUUUUCUUUUAUUUGAAAUCUGUUUCUUAUCCCGGGGAGAAUUCUUUUGCACUGAUCUCAAUAGACUUGUCUCUGUAUGCUUGUUUUUGUGUUCAAAGUGGACAGACGUGUCUUUAUUCAGAUUUUUAAUUAAACCAGGACAAAGCUGAUAUCUUGUUGUUUUUUUUAUUCAGUGCUUUAGCAGUAAAUAAAUAUGGUGACUUUG